AUGUGGUUCGAGGCCGGAGUCGUCGCGCUCCUGGUUGCGCUGGGGGUCGUCCUCGUUUUUCGUCAGUUCGACCGUAACAACCGGUCGCUGGAAAAAGUAAAGCGCUACGGCGACCGGGUGAUGAACACCCUGUCGACCUUCGUGGAGAAAAAGAGUUCCGAAAUCAAGGAUCUCGCGAUCGAGGUGCAGGUCAGCGUAAAGCAGGGCAAGGAGUUGCUGCGUUCCGUGCGGGAAGUUCAAGAGGAUCUGGCCGCGCGCAGCCGCGACCUCGAGGAGCGCUCCGUGGAGAUCGAGGCCAUCCGCAGCCGUAUCGACGGGUACGACACCGCGCUGGCCGAGCUGGUGAACAUGAGCGAGCGGGUGGACGACAACCUGCGGCGGUUGCGCGGCGAGGACGAACGGCUGCGCCGGGUCGACGAACAGCGCACGGCACUGCAGGAGCGUCUGGCCGGCCUGGACUCGACGGCGGCCUCGGUCGAAGGGCGACUCAGGCACGUCGAGGACACGGCAGAGAAGGCGCUGUCGGACAAGCUCACCGACUUCGAGCAGAAGUUCGUCGCCGAGCUGCGUAAGCGCAGCGAAGACCUCGAAGCCCGACACUCGGGCUGGCAAGCGGAGAUGGACCAGCGCAUCGGCAGUCUGCAGGCCGAGGGGAGCGCGCGUACCGAUGAGGCGGCAGCGGAUCUGGCGCGGGCGCUGCACGAUCGCACGGACGAUCUGCAACGGCGCUCGUCGGCCGAGAUCGAACGCAUGAGCGCGACCGUAGACGGAUUCGACACGCAGAUCACGCAGCGAUUCGCCGCCCUGGAUGCGGAGUUGACCGAGAUGGCGGGGCGGCUCACCAUCUUCACCGAUCAGACCCCCCUCCUGGAGCGCGCCGACCGCAUGCGCGAGCACCUGGAACGGCUGGACAAGAGGUAUGCCGACGUGCAGCGGCAGAAGCACGCGGUGGCCGAGAUGGAGAUGGAGCUGAACCGGGCCACGAAGCUCGGCGAGGAGGUUUCGGUCAGGCUUGCGCGGUUGUCGGCGGAUCGUCACCGCGUGGAAUCGAUGGAGCGCGACUUCCAGCGAUUGCUCGCGAUAGCGGAGGACAUGGACAUCAGGCUGACCACGGUGGAGACGGGCCGGCAGGCCGCACAGGACGUGCAGGCGAAGCUCCAGAAGCUGGGCGAACUCGCCGAUGCGGUCGACGCACGGUACCAGCAGCUCUCGCACAAGCAUGAGACGGCAGAGGCGACGUCCAGUGGUGUGGAUCGCAAUUUCGAGCUGCUCAAUCAGCUCGAUGAACAGGUCAUCGGGCUGCGGCCCGACGUGCUCAAGCUCGCGGCCGGGCUGGCCGAGCUGCAGAGCCGCGUCGAUGCGCUGGCGAACAACAAGGAGAGCGCGGAUGCCGUGAUCCGCAGCCUCGAUGGCGUCGACGGAUUGCUGGGUGAUCUGCAGAGCCGCACCGAGCGGCUGAUGACGGCCAGAGAAUGGCUGGCACGGGCGGAAACCCGGCUGGAACAGAUCGGGCAGCAGGCGCGCGCAUCGGUACGCGAGCUCGAAUCGCUGGCCGGGUCGCGGUCGGAGGACAAUGACGGGGGCGGCGGUUCGCGACCGGCGGUCGACAACCGCGAGACGGUGAGCAAGCUCGCCGGACAGGGAUGGUCGAUCCCGGAGAUCGCCCGCGCGACCAAGUUGAGCCGAGGUGAGGUGGAGUUGAUCCUGGAGGUGGAACCCGCGACCGGCGUUCGCUCCAACGGCUGA
Geodia barretti is the source of this 1746-nucleotide messenger RNA. NCBI's taxonomy places the organism in Eukaryota, Metazoa, Porifera, Demospongiae, Tetractinellida, Geodiidae. The record is from the annotation of a GenBank genome assembly.